GCGCACCUGAGUUUUCGUACAACAGGAAUAUACCUAAAAUCGGUCCUCAAAUCUUUGUUUUCGUCGUUGUAUUUUAGAGGCCGAAAAGUGUCAAACCAAAGUUAACGCGGCAACCUGGCAGAAUGGUCGACCGCUGUUAAUGGGGACUGUUGAGUGCAAGACUACGGUACCCGGCAAAUACACUCGUCGUAUUUCAUUUCCUCUCCCAGCUUUGCAACAAAUCUUCGUCCUCCUGGAAGCCGGAAGCCGAUUUACGCUCCGUCCCAACAGCAGAUAUUCCGCAGAUCCGGUCGCUGACUGGCUUCGUCGCAAGCCAAUCGGACCUUCAUGGGGCUGAGACCGUUGAGAUGAGCAGUCGCCGCAAUCUGGUGCGCUUGGCUGCCGAGAGUGCGAGUGCGCACCCGUCCCGUAUAUUCCGGCGCAGCCAUGGCUCCAGACCGGGCCGGGCCGCAAUGCGGCCGCAGAUCCGUGCCGUCGCCAAGCCAUGUUCGGCUUCCCGGGCCAUAGACACCUCCCUUGCUCACCCCUUCCGACCCUUCCACAGCACUUCCCUCUGCUCUCAGAACCCAAGACGAACCAGCCAACCCUUCCACCUCACCUCUCCUCACGCGCCUCGAGUGCAUCCGCACUCCUCCGCUGUUGAGUCAGCCACCCCGCUCCCCGAGCAGUUCCGCUCCCUCAUGCGGCUCGUGUCACACUCGGUCGUGGUGUGCACCUCGACGCUUCCCGCCGGCGGCGAAUCCGGCAACUCCUCCUCCUCAAAAACAACGGCAACCCGCCGGCCCACGCCGCGGGCCAUGACCAUGUCAUCCUUUACCUCGCUCUCCCUGCUCCCCACCCCCGUGGUGAGCUUCAACAUUGCCACGCCGAGCCGGACCUACGACGCCGUGGCCGCCAGCCGGCGCUUCAACGUGCACCUCCUGGCAGACGAUGUCUCUGGGGCGGCGAUAGCGGACUGGCUAGCCCGGGGCAACGCGAGCGGGCGGGACGUGUUUGACAAGCUCGCGGCCGAGUGCGGGUGCGGGGUCGAUAUGGGGGAGACUGGGGACGGAAAGGAACCGCCUGUCUUGAAGGGCGACGGGGUCCUCUACGUCUUACGCUGCAAGCUGCUGGAUCAGCCGGCCAGCGGGCUCGUCAGGGUGCGGGAUCAUGUAAUUGUACUCGGGGAGGUUAUGGAGAUACUCGAAGGGAGGGGCGCAGCAGAGGAGAAGGAAGAAAGGUUUGGGCUGCUGUAUGCGGAUAGAAUGUACAGGCAAUUGGGGAAUUGUAUUAUAACGGGCGAGGGGUAAUAGAGGGUGUGAUUUGGAUAAGAUCCGUCCAAAGGCGCACAUCUGUGCUGCUGGGUAGAUAUUUGCCGUCAUAUGGCGAAGGCGUUGAUGGGGAUCUGAGUAAACAGGCAUGUACAAUACAACACAC
Molecule: messenger RNA, 1416 nt
Organism: Canariomyces notabilis
Lineage: Eukaryota; Fungi; Ascomycota; Sordariomycetes; Sordariales; Chaetomiaceae
Exons: 2
Coding region: 348-1289 (313 amino acids)
Molecular function (GO): FMN binding; riboflavin reductase (NADPH) activity
Source: RefSeq, a predicted model, not a curated record